GGGCCACUAAAUUCGCGUCACCCAGAUUUGCGGCCGAAAUAUUAUUUUGCGGUCGCCUCUCAUGGCAAGGGACAAGGCAGCAAAACAGUCUCAGUCUACCAUCGGCUCUCUCUCAGAGAUGUUACGAAGUCUAUCCACUUCUGCGCAGGCAGGAGAAUCCUUCGUCUGCUGGCAAUGUCUGGCAAGCUGGCGUCAAGGUGCGAGAGGCAAAGGCAGAGGGGGAGUGAGAGCAAGAGCAAGAGCAGGAGCAUGCGCAAAACCGUCCCGUCCAUUACCUCCAACGCCUCAGCAGAGAUCUCUUAGCACGUCAGUACGUAUCAUGCAUGCAAACUUUCGUCGACUGUAACACUAUCUAAUUGAACCCCUAGGUCGAUGCGCCAAUUCGUAUUUCUUAUGGUGGCCGUCUCCAACACCCCAAUGCAGCUAAUUCAAGAGAUCUUGGAUUAAACAUUCGCAACCGCCUGAGGAUUUGGGAAAGCCAAAGCGGGAGCGAUGUGGCUGCACUUGCUGCGCAGACCUUUCAAGAUGUUGGUCAAGCUGGUCGGGCUCUGAACACGACGGGUGUAACGGCCUAUACUUCCGUACUGGAUGAUAAUACGGAAGAUGAGCUAAUUGAGGAGUUCCACCCUUUUGCAGAGGAGGAGCUUGCAGACGUGGGUGGAAAGCGCACUUUCUUGCUACCGGGAGAUCUUGUAGAGUUACAGUAAGUUCAUAGGGAGACGAAAAGCGCACUUCGCCAGCUAAAUCUAAAUCUAGGAUAUUGGGGAAUCGAUACCAAGAGCUCGCAAUUUUCGUGCGCGAUUUGGGCCUACAGAGUCAAUUCUUUACCAUGUCUGGUCAAUGGGUACAACGGAGGAACACUCAUCCAACCUUUUAUGUACCGGGCUUUGUAGAGCAACGAGAGCUCGACGACAUUCUUCCGUUUCUUCCAAACUCAGAUAUUCAAGGAGACAAGCUAAACAAACUGACCAAAUUCCAAGAAGCGCUUCCUCAGCUUAUUGGUAAGUCGUGCAUCAGGAAGAUGCUCGAUUUCUGGAGACAAGCAGAUGAUGCUUUUGCCAAAUUGGCCCCCAAAAUCGAAGCCGCCCACCAAAUUCUCGCACACCCAUUUCGAACAACUUAUGCCAGCCUUGACGAGAUCGCGGGGAAAAUACUCGCCGAUAGCAACUCUAGAUUACCCGCGGGGAAGUUUCCCAAAACCACUCUAUACGCGAUCCAUCGCCGUCUCCUCGCGAACAACAUUGGAAUAUAUACCCAACAAAAAGGGACCUUAAGAGCAGGUGGUGAAUAUGGAAUUGUGUCUAGAAAUGAAGUAUCUGAGACUAGCUCAGUCACCCAGUUUGUCCGGGUCUACAUCGUGGAGAAGGCGAAAGGGGCCCCACCGGUUCGUCGUGGGCCUCUGGAAGGCUUCGUCGUCAAGUGCCAACGUUUAAUUGACGAAAGUCGAAAGCACCGUCAAUUUACUCCGUAUGGCAUGAUUGGUCCUUCAUCGGAGAAGUCUACUGGUACGCAGUAUCGAGAAGGCUGUGUUCGGGAAAAGUUUACACCCGUUGAGAACCUGUUUGUUCGUUUUCUAGAAUCGUGGGCUGGCUUAAAAAGCUUCAACCAAGGGGCGUUGACAUUGGAAUCAGUGGGUUCCCAAAUACUACGGAGUAUUGACCGUUACGAUGACGUGUUGAUGGAUGAAAAGAUAGCUUGGACUUUUUUACAAGAAAUUGGGAUCAUUCCUCCUUGGGAGACACGCGCCCCAUACGUGCUCCGACUUCCUCAAACUGGACAACGGCUGCAGACUGAGGCCACUGUGCCCGACAGAGGCUUCGUCGAAGAUAGACUGGCCAAUAUACGCAGAGACUGGGGGGACCUUCCUGCCUUCUGUAUCGAUGCUUCCAAUGCCCAUGAGAUUGAUGACGCCAUUUCCAUAGAAAAAACGGAUAACAAAGAUGAGCAUUGGCUGCAUAUUCACGUCGCCGAUCCGGCAUCACGUAUGGACGUCGCUGGUGCAGCUGCAGAUUUUGCGCAAAGAAUAGGCUCCAAUGUCUAUCUUCCAGAUCGCGUACUUAGUAUGCUGGAUUCUAAGGUAGUUCGGUCAGAAUUGAGUCUUGUCAGUGGGCAACAGCGGCCUUGCAUGACAUUCAGCGCAAAGUUAGACAUCGAGGGUAAGAUAUUAGACUUUAAUGUCUCUGCAGGCGUUCUUAACAACGUUGUCAAUCUCACCCCAGAAGUUUUUGAAGAAAUUGGUUUAGGCAAGAAGGUGUCUGAUGACACGAUAAUCUAUACAGUUGGUGAAACUCCUCCAGCCUCAUCAAGACCAUCAAGAAAAAUGUCCUCUGUCGAAGAUCUUCUUGAUCAUCAUGAGAGCUUGAAGCUCAUUAACCACUUUGGGCGACUUCGUUUGAAGCUGUUUAGAAGUCAAGGCGGAACUUACAUUGUGGCCAACAAAUUCUCUGUUGAUGUGGACUUUCGUGGCCCACGGUGGACUCAAUCUUUGAUUGGCCAAAGUUGCACCCACGCUGGCGACCCUACGAUCCACGUUUCUUCGAAAGGAAUAGGCCGAUCUAAAAAUGGCACAUUGUCCUACCUUAUGCACCUCGCAAGUGAGGUGUGCGCGAAAUGGUGUAACGCACGUGCUAUUCCAACCAUAUAUCGCGUUACCCCCCGCAAUGGAAGCGCGGAAAGUGCACCCGAUUACUUUCGAAGAGUUGUGGCUCCGAUUCUCAAAGAAGGGAAACACAUACCCCCCGAAAUUGAGCAACAGUACCAAACUUUGGUAGGUCCUGCUCAACCCUCCACAGUUCCCGGUCCUCAUAUUGCGGUUGGGGCGGAGAUGCUGGUGAAAUGCACAAGUCCCUUGCGUAGGUACGCCGAUUUGCUUGUCCAUUGGCAGUUAGGCGCUGCCCUAUUGGAAGAAUACCGAACAGGCUGUUCUCUCACGAGCGUCAACACAGAUGAAAAAAUAUUCCCAUUCACCACAGCACAACUCAACAGUUUGCUACCAAGAAUUGACACCCGUGAAAGGAUGAUCAGAAAGGCACAAAAGGAUGCAGAAAUGGCUUGGUUCAUGCAAUUCAUCUUCCGGGCCUGGAAGUUCAAGGAAGCAGAACUUCCCCCGCUGACUUUCAUCGUCAAGGAUUUCUUGAAGAAGGAAAAUUCCGAAAGUACAACUGGUGUCGUGACGCAGUUUGCAGUGCCCGCCCUGAUGAAAAUUCCAGAGUGGCUUGAAAUGGAUGAAAUAAGCCCCUCCGACGUGUUUGAAGUGGAGAUCGCAGACAUCGACGUUGUUGGAGGUCGGCUCACUGUUGAACCUACUCGACGAUCUGAAUCAGGUUCUGAAUGAAGGGAAAGAGAUAGUCAAGAUGUACCAAAUUAUUUCCACUCCUAGGGGAGAAUGUUUCGCCGCUCUAUGUAUAAAUUGGUGUACAAUAGUAAAAAUACGUCUAUUUUAGCACAUCUCCCUUUGUAUUAUUGAACGGAGUUUUUGGAUGGUAUUAUUGUAUCAUACCGUAGAUGGGUGGAAUGAAUUGGAAGUAUCGUUGCCAAGAUGGGUGCUACUGAAUUGUCGGAAAAUGAGACUAAG
Molecule: messenger RNA, 3574 nt
Organism: Hymenoscyphus albidus
Lineage: Eukaryota; Fungi; Ascomycota; Leotiomycetes; Helotiales; Helotiaceae
Source: the annotation of a GenBank genome assembly